Belonocnema kinseyi is the source of this 923-nucleotide messenger RNA. RefSeq lists its product as uncharacterized. The transcript is spliced from 3 exons. NCBI's taxonomy places the organism in Eukaryota, Metazoa, Arthropoda, Insecta, Hymenoptera, Cynipidae. The record is from RefSeq and is a predicted model, not a curated record. Bases 37 to 726 code for a protein of 229 amino acids.
GUUGUCUGUCAUUCUCCCUGCGUGCGUCUAGAAAAAAUGAAUAUCUUCACUCUGUUCUUUGUCUGCGUGGCUUUGCACAAUUUUGCAAAAGUCGGUGCUAUGCAAAAUAGCAGUGAAGGUUUUCGUGGUAAAGCUGCUAUUUUUGAACGUCGACAGCCACGUAAACGAGGCAUUCGUUCUUCUGAUUUUCCACAUAUUCAUCCAGAUCUUAGUGCUUGGAUUAAUCAUGGUCAUACUCACCCCACUGAAAUUCACAAAUCUCUUCUUGAUGCUAGCGGUACACAAAACUUGAUAUUAUUAUCAAGUUUUGUAGAAAACGGCGAUACUACAAAUUGGCUUUUUCUAAAAGCAGAUCUCAUACCUAAUUCAGAUAUUGUAUCAUGCAAUGGGCCACAUGGAUACGCUAUUGUUGAUCUCAGUGAUAGUGAACGUUUAUAUGGAUGUUUCAGACCCGAUUUUUAUCAUAAAGAGUCUUUGAGCAGUAGGCAUACUGGUGUUGUUCCAGUAUUUCUCGCUACUGUAGUCAGAGCAGGCAGGUAUAGACUGGAGGCCCAACUUACCUCUAGCGAUGCAAGAUCAACACUACACUCUCAUGGACUUAUAUGUCGUGACGGGGAUGGAAUAAGGAUUCCAGGUGUGCAACCAGCCGGCCACGUUCGUUACCUAAAGUCCGGUUCAAUUAAUCCAAUAGAUGUUGAAGGAGACUUGUAUCAAUCGAUUGGCUGAAACAACCCAGGUCAAAGAAUAGGUCUUACAUGAAUCGAUCUAAACCCCCGUUGUCAUUUUAUUGACUCAUUCUUUCUAAAAGAAUUGUUGUACUUUAAAAAAAUAUUUUUAAAAUACAUUAUACUUAUCAAAGCAACAGUUAACAAAACCAAAUAUUUACAGCAAGAAUUUUCAUUAUCUAUUUAGUUAUUGGAUUU